AACAAACACCCCUCUAUAUAUCACCCAAACCUCCCCAUGUCUCUUUCUCUUUCUCUCCAUCAGAAAGAAAAACUCAGCACAACACCCCUCCCAACCCUCUUUUUCUCUUAAUUUCUCAUCAUAUCAUAUCUAUUAAUCUUACACAUAUAUUAAGACAUAGAUAUAAUUUUUUUCGUUUUAUUUUUCCCUGCAUGGGCUGUUAAGAUAAGAUGUCUCGCACGUGCUCACUGUGCGGCAACAACGGCCACAACUCGCGGACAUGCACCGACGGUGGCGCCGCCGCUUCCUGCGGCGGGUCUCCCAGGGAGAACGGCAUCAUGCUGUUCGGCGUAAGAGUUAUGACCGAAGCUAACUCCUCCUUCCGGAAGAGCGCCAGCAUGAACAACCUCUCACAGUACGACGCGGAAUCCAACGCCGCCGACGCCGGCUACGCCUCCGACGACGUUGUUCAUGCCUCCGGCCGCACGCGCGAGCGCAAGCGAGGUGUUCCUUGGACGGAGGAAGAGCAUAGGUUGUUCCUGUUAGGGUUACACAAAGUCGGAAAAGGAGAUUGGAGAGGAAUUUCUCGAAACUUCGUGAAAACUCGCACGCCUACUCAGGUCGCUAGUCACGCUCAGAAGUACUUCCUCCGCCGCCACAACCAGAACCGCCGUCGCCGGAGAUCUAGCCUCUUCGACAUCACCACGGAUACGGUGAUGGAAUCUUCUACUAUAAUGGAAGAAGAACAAGUUCCGCAAGAAACGAUGGCGGCGCCUAUCCCCGCCGCAUAUCCGCCUUUUCCCGGCGCGGGUUUUCCGAUGAGUCUAUCUCCGGUGGUGUUGCCGGUGAGUGGUGAGAGACUGACCAAGCCGAUCAGGCCGACGCCGAUUGUACCGGUGCCUCCGUCUUCGAAGAUGGCUAAUUUGAACUUGAAAGGGAAAGCUUCUCGGACAAAUCUCAUUGAGCCUUUGCCGUUGUCGUUGAAUCUGCCAUCGCCAACGCCGCGGUCUCAGGAUCAGUCGCCGGCGAAUAGUGGCCACUCGUCGCCGUCAUCGUCUUCGGCGGCGGCUUUUCAGGCUAUGUCUGCAGCGAAGUUCGGCGGCGGGGGGGAUAGUAUCAUCAGCGUUGCUUGAAAAGAAGGAAACAAAGAACAAAUGAGUGUCAUUAACUUAUUAAGUAUGGUCUUAGUAGUUAAUUUGGGUAUGUAAAUUAAUGUUACAAAAUCGGGCAUGUAUCCAACAGGGAAAAAAUCUAAGAGAUAUGUGUUGGAGAUUUGUUUAUUACGAAAGAUGUAUGAUAUAGGUAGGAGGGAGAGGAUAUUAGAAUUAAAUGAGUAUGAUGGUAAUUAUGAUUAGAAAAAAAAUAAAUAAAGAGAUAUGUAUGGUAAUUAGGUUAUGUAGGUAAUUAGGCAAUUUAAUUGCUGAUUUCAGUGUACAGGUUUAGUGGAAUUAAAAAAGAUGGGUUGUCAUAUUCUCUAGCUGUUGAGGGAUUCUUGUUUCUAUAUGUAUGGGGGAGUGUGACCGUGAAAUGAUAGGGCACCGGGUACUCUUGAUAAGCGAUUGGUCUGUGUAAUGCCACUGGGGUCAUUAAAAUAUUGCUUAGAUUAGACAAAAGGAAUAUUUCAUGCUCACCGUUGAAUUCUUGUGCACAUGCCAUUGAGCAUGUUUUUUUAGUUUAGUUUCUUUGUUUGGCUUGGUGCGUUCA
Messenger RNA from Glycine soja, 1683 nucleotides. Its product is annotated as transcription factor MYB1R1-like. The record is from RefSeq and is a predicted model, not a curated record. The coding region runs from base 210 to 1112 and encodes 300 amino acids. Gene Ontology annotation, molecular function: DNA binding. NCBI's taxonomy places the organism in Eukaryota, Viridiplantae, Streptophyta, Magnoliopsida, Fabales, Fabaceae. Gene Ontology annotation, biological process: response to auxin; response to gibberellin; response to ethylene. The transcript is spliced from 3 exons.